GCCCAUUUUCAUAACAAUAACAAAGCACCAUGAAAGCUCGUGUACAAAAGAAUUGCAAGAUAAAAAUCUAUUUUUAGUGACUCAACCUAAAGCCAGGGGCGCCCAUUUAUCCUUAGCGUGGUAGUAAAAAAAUCGUUCGAUGUACGUUACAAUGAGAUUCCAUAUCUAGUCGAAACCUGCAAGCUUCCAAAAGGUAGAGACGCGAUGGCUGCAACGGAGCUGGUUUCCAUUUACUGUGACCUGAGCGAGGAAAGCAAACUGUCGAUUCAGCUUCCGGAAGGUUACGAACCUUCCUGCGGCGUAAAACUACGUGUCCUUGGCGAAACGCAUAUCCUGCUCGAUGCGAACGGUGUACUACUGCAAGGGGUGCAUCGCGCCACAGAAAAGUUGAUUGAAUUUCGCUGCCUCGAGCGGGACGUCACGGAUUUCGAUACCGAGGGCAAUUGGAUAUUUUGCCUCAAGUCGGACAGCGGAACGGUACACCGCAGCAAGAAUGGGUCGCUGGAAGAGUGGACCCAUCUUUUCCCGGACCGCGACGGGUUCGUUCGGGUGUGCUGCAAUAACAACGGUAUUCUUCUGCUCGCCGACGAUGGAAGGCUGUUUGUGCAGGGUGAUUUCGGAACAGUAUUUAACUGUGAUCAACUGACGGAGGUGCAUGAGGUGAAGCAGGACUGUGUUCAAGAACUGGCGGCUGGCAUCGAUUUUGCCAUCGUUUCACUGCAAAGACGCACCAAAGUAUACAGUUCCAUCAAGAGGGAUAUAUUGUUCGAUCAAUGUGUGUUUGAUGAGAAAAAUUUCGCCAUUUACGGUGACUGGCGCAACAUAUUCGAGCAUUUCAACAUCCAUCCAUAUCGUCGCCGGGAGUCGUACGAAGUGUCCGCUACGCUGGAGGAGCUGUCGAUCUAUGGUCAGAUGCUACACCAGACAGGAAUCGCUAGCUUCGGUAAGGUAAACAAAGGUCAACUGGGCACGGGAGAUCACAUCAGGCGGGACAAGAUUCAUCAGCUAAAUGUGUCGAACGUGGUGAAAAUAGCAUCCGGUUGCGAUUAUUCCUCUGCACUGGCGAUGGACGGUCAGCUGUUCUUCUGGGGAGACAUGAACAAAAACCAAGCCAUCAGCUGGAAGCUUGGCAAUGCGGGCAACACCAGCACACCCACGGUCUGCACACGCUUCAAGCACGUGCUGGACGUGUGCUGUGGAAAUUUUCAAACGUACGUUCUGACCAACGACCUCAAGCUGUACGACAUUAAAUCUUCCUCGGACGAUGCGUGGUUGAGUUACAAAAUCGCACCGCCCGAAUUACACCAGGGCAAGCCGAUCGACGAACACAUUCCCUUUAUGAUGGCGAGCGACAGCUUGCUAGUCGUAAACCAUCUGCCCGUGCGGCAGGAUGUGCUGAAAAUGUACAACAAAGAGCAGGCGACACUGCAAGCACUUUUAAAGCACAUUAAGGAAAUGAAUUCGAAAAAUGGUACGAAACAACGAGCUGCUCAGGGAAGCGAAUCUUCGGCACUGCUCUCCGCAAAGUAUUACUAUCGGCUGUGCACUACGCUGUUUUAUCUGCUGCUGCUGCGAAUGCGGUCCUUUCGAACGUUUCUGGUCCACCAGGAUGUAAGCCGGCUGGUGUCGAUCGUGCUGCAUGACGAGAUCUACCUGCUGUACCAACGCAUCCUCCAGUGCUUUUGUGAUAACGAAUGCUUGAGUUUAAUGAACGCAAGCGAUCAGCAAAUAUUGCAGAUCUAUCUGGACAAUGUGCAGGUGCAGAUCGAUCUGGCGGAGCUUUUGAUAACGAGCGACGCCGGUAGGGCGCUGGACGAACCCACCGAAACGGCCCUGCUCACAAUGAAAUCGGAAUGGUUACGGUUUCUCAACGAGGAGGUGAGUGAGCAGAUGGGUAACGUUACGAAGCAAACCAAAGAGUUUUGGCAGCGGGAAGAGAACGUCCGGUGGCUAACGCUCAAAGAACCGCACCGACGCGUGAUACUGGACUCGAACGAUGUGCCACUGAAGCUGCUGGAUGUGAACAUAUUCUCCUCCUCACCACGGUUCGUGCUUUUCAACGAUGUGUUUUGCUAUUUGUCGGGUCUGCAAGUGGUACAGUACCCGUUGAAGCUCGUCUGGAUAACGACGGAGGUGAGCGACAUGCAGCGCAGCCGGUACAAGGAAAAGCAUCGCUUCAUGAUCACGAUCGUCACGCCGGAAGAGACACUCCGCUGCCAUACGCUAAACGUUGCCGAUAAGAUGCGCUGGCUGGGUGUGUUGAAGGCGCAGGUCCUGCAGUGUCUCGACAAGCAGACGCAUGACAAACAACCCCUGUACCGGUACGUUAAGUACACGUACAGCGAUCGGUACGAACGGCUUGCUGGCUCCCGGUACGAAGGGAUGUGGCUGAUCGGACAGAUGGAUGGGAUAGGAUCGCUAACCGGUACCGAUCGCUCGUAUAGUGGCGAGUUUUACCAUGGAAACAUAACGGGCUACGGGGCCAUGAAUCGAACCGUGUUUGGAAUCUCCACCAUCUAUGAAGGCGAAUUUGUAAAUGGCAAGUACGACGGAUAUGGAAGGUUAAAAACUACCAGCAAUCGCUCCACUCACUACUUCCGGUAUCAGGGAUACUUCAAGGCGGACAAGUACAACGGGUUUGGAACGCUUACCACCAGCGCUUACCAGUACAAUGGAGACUUUGUAAACGACCAAAAGGAAGGUUUCGGCGUAAUUGAGGACAGCCUGAACGGAGUAAAGUAUAUCGGCAUGUUUAUGGGCGAUAAGAAACACGGUAACGGCAUACUCGUCACGACAAACGGAACGUACUAUGCGGGCUUUUUCGCAAACGACAUACUUACACAUUCCGCCGGCGGGUUGGCCAUUUUCCCGAGCGGGAUCUACUACAAGGGUGAGCUCACGAUCGAUGGCCCGUUCGGGAAGGGUAUGUUCUACUAUCCGGAGCGAGAGAUCGAAUCGGAGCAGUUCGAGCUGGACGAUUCCAACACCAAAAUGGCGGGCCACACGAUGACGGGCAUCUUCGGAGGCACGUGGGCGAGUGUGAAGAUUAGCAAUGCAACGAUGGCGAUGGAGCAAAUUUUCAACAAAGUACCGAUGUUGGAUCUUAAAAUAAAUGCCGAACGGAAGUGGUCGUCGAUAUUUGCCUGCUUUCAUGAAACUUUGUUCGGUACGAGUGAUAUCGUUGCUAUCCGGCGUAUGGACAUUAAGAAGGUGUGGAAUCGGAUAGCCAUCUUUGUGAACCGUGCGAAGCGAAAAGAGCAACUGAAAGCGAACAAUUUCACCGUUGCAAGCUCGGGCGAGCUGGAUGAUCGUGCGGCCGCCCUUAUCUGUCAGUCCGGCUAUCAGAUGCAGAGCGCCUCGAUCGUAUCGUUGCGCUCGAGCCUAUCCGACUCCCGGCUAUCGCUUCACAACGGCUUUGCUUCCUCACCGGCCGGACCUUCCCCACUGACGGUAGCGCCGGAUGCAAUAUCGGUGCAAAGUUUCUCCUCCAUCGCUUCCCGCGGUGAGGAGGACGAAUUUAUGCUCAUCCCGUCUGGGUAUGGUGGGCAGGUGCGAAACUCGUCCCCCUUUCGUGAUCUCGACUUCAUUCCAAACUUUUGCAUUACCUCCGUCGAUCGCGAGGGUUUGGAGUUGCUGCGAAGCUACCUCACCGAUGCCUUUCAGAGUGUGUACCAUCCGCUGCACGGGCUGUUUGAGAAGCUGUCGAACUGUUUCUACUCGACGUACAGCUGCUGGAAGUACACGCCCCACUCGAUACUGUGCGAACCUGCCAUGAACGAGUGGAUUUCGAUCGUUAGCCGUAUCUACACCCUGGUGCUUACCGUCAUGUUUCCUGCACUGCCCAAGGACUCCAUCGUGAUUGACGAGGAGCUCGUGUCCUACCAAAGCCUUCUGUACCCGAUACUCAUGACGCAGGGCAUCUACUCCGCCCUGUUCGUGCUGUACGCGAGCAAGUGUAGCAAAAACGAUGAGAUCUACCGUCAGCGGAUAUUAAUAUGCAUGAAAAAGACUGAUGAAAAUUUGAUUCAGCUGCUUGACAUCAAUCGCGAACUUGUACCUAUUAUCAAACACGAAAAGUAUCAGCAAGCAAUCGAAAGCCUGAACCGCUUCCGGGAAAAGUGUUGCCCGAGCGAAAUGAUAAAGCAUAUCAACGACGCGUUUACGCUGGUCGACCAGGCGUGCAAAGAGCAAGAAGUCCGCAUGGAUGUGGCGGCCGAUAACCUGCUGGAGCUGAUCAUAUGGCUCAUAAUCAAGGCAAACCUUCCGCAGCUCGGCGCCGAAAUAAGUCUACUCGAGGACCUGAUGCAGAACGACUACGGUAUUAGCUAUCGCAACACGCAGAACGACUAUUGUCUGAUCACGCUCAAGGCGUCCUAUCAACACAUAAUUAGUGACAAUUUUUUCGUCAACAAAACAUUCGAUCCGACCGGUACCGGCGCCUAAACGGGGCCAACAGCUGGCACGGCCGGAUGCAAACGUACCGCACUUAACCGUGUUCGAAUGGUUUAAAAAAAAACGCGUGUGUCCAGUUUUCCAGGGGGAGGGAUGGUUAGAAGCUGUAGAGUUCUGUUAUUCCAUUUGAAAAAAUAUAUAUAAUUAGAAAUUGGUCCUGUACUGUACGGACGCUUCGUUGAA
This is a messenger RNA of Anopheles stephensi (Asian malaria mosquito), 4635 nucleotides long. RefSeq names its product alsin homolog (gene Als2). The transcript is spliced from 7 exons. Bases 205 to 4443 code for a protein of 1412 amino acids. Lineage: Eukaryota; Metazoa; Arthropoda; Insecta; Diptera; Culicidae. The record is from RefSeq and is a predicted model, not a curated record.